AUGUCUGAGCCACUCACAGGUAACAAGAACAUCGAGACCCUCGACGCCCAGAUGAAGGACUGCCUCAGCACCUUCGAAGCCCACCCCCAAUACCCCGGCCAUCCAACAAUCUUCUUCCUCUACGACUUCAUCCGGAACACCCACAACCAACUGAAGGGAGUUGACCCCGCAAAGUUCUACGCCGGCGACAAGGCAUCCCGAGACGCUGUGCAGGAGGUCAUCGGCCGAAAUGGUUUCGCUGCAAUGCUUACCGGCGAUACUACCGGCAAGCUGGCUAUGUUGACUGGCGGGGAUCCGGCGAACCCUGCUGAUUUUGGUGAGGAUAUUAAGGCCAAGACAAAGAUUAUGGCCGGGUUUGACUAG
Penicillium canescens is the source of this 363-nucleotide messenger RNA. RefSeq lists its product as uncharacterized. Bases 1 to 363 code for a protein of 120 amino acids. The transcript has 2 exons. NCBI's taxonomy places the organism in Eukaryota, Fungi, Ascomycota, Eurotiomycetes, Eurotiales, Aspergillaceae. The record is from RefSeq and is a predicted model, not a curated record.